AUGCACUUCCACGAAGAAGAGAAUGUUGGCCCUCAGACUGUUCCGGUCCGGAUUAUCCUUGAGAAUCCGGAGGAACUCAACGAGGACGGCUCUGACAAAGCGGAGCAUGAGUUGAUGGCGGCGAAGGGUGAGCACCUGCUGAAUCUGGCGCUGCGCAACCACAUCAACAUCGAGCAUUCCUGCGGCGGGGUCUGCGCGUGCUCGACCUGUCACGUGUAUGUCGAGCAGGGGAUGGACUCGCUGACUGAAGCGGAAGAGGAAGAGGAUGAUCGCGUCGAGGAAGCGCCUGGACUGCAGAUCAACUCGCGUCUUGCGUGUCAGUGCGAGAUCGAGGGUGAGGGCCCGAUCGUGGUGCGUGUCCCGGCGUGGAACCGCAACGCGAUCAAGGAAAUCACCGCGAUCGCUUUGCUUGCGAUGCUGUUUGCUGUCCCGUGUGCCGCGUCUGCUGAUGCGGGUGAUGAGGGAAAGAAGAAGCACAACUGGAUCAUGAAUCCUGUGUGGGCGUUUAUGCGUGUCGAGGUUCCUAAGCCUGAGCACCUUGAUGGCGCGAAGGGGUUUGGUUUGGUCAUCACCAACUCGGACUUUGACGAUCCGGGAGAGGGCUUCGCGUGGGAUGAACCGAACCAUCCCAACGCGAUCGGGGUCGGUUUUGAUGUGCACAAUCCGCCUCCGACGGAGAUCGAGCCGGAUGAGAACGGGCGCGUGAUGGGGUGGUUCGAUGAGUUCGGCAACUGGUACGAUCGUCCGCAGCGGGAGGUGUCUGUGCAUGUGGAUGGUCAGGAGCGGAUCAAUGUGCUGUCUCCUGUGGAGUUCCGGACUGGUGAGCAGGUCGAUAUCGCGGUCCAGCUCAACUACGUCACGGGCGGGGCGCACAUCGUCGUACUGAUCAACGGCGAGGUGGUGAUCGACGACAUGCUCUGGGGGGUGCGUGCCGGGUUGUGCUCGCUGACGAGCGGGACGAUCGGGGAUUCGAUCAAGAUCAAGUCCGCGCGGAUCAUGGAUCACGAGUUCAAGAAGGGGGACUAUCAGGAGCCAGUGCGUGUGUCGGUGUUUGAGAAGGAACUGCUGACCAACGCGGCUUGGCUCAAGUCGGAUGUUGAUUUUUCAGAAAUCCCAGAGAGUGUCGGGCGCGUGAUCGCGACGCUGACGCUGAGUGAGCCGGAGGUGGGGUACGACCACUGGGACAAGAAGGGGACGAUCGGGAUACGAGUACCUUCAGAGGGUGAAGAGGAAGCGGAGCGGUUUGAGGUGUUCCGGUUUAUUACGCCGUAUCGGAGGGGGUGGACGUGGUAUAUGGAUGUGACGGACUUGCUGCCGUUGUUUGAGGAUGCUCGCGAGUUUGAUGCGCACAUCGGGACGUACAUGAAGGGUUGGCUGGUGAGCUUUGAUCUGGAUUUCUAUCCUGGGGAGCUUGAGCUUGAGCCCAUCAAGGUUGUGAACCUGUGGAACGGGAACGCGGAUAUUGGUGAUCCUGAGAAACCAGUCGAAGAUUUUUAUGUCGAUCGUGUGGUCGAGGUUCCGGAGGGCACCACGCACGCACGCGUUCGCGCGACGGUCACCGGGCACGGCAUGUUCCCCAACUCCAAGAACGCGGGGGAGUUCAUGCCGAUCUGGAGAACCCUGACGAUCAGCAGUGAGGCGAACGAGGGUGAUGUGCUUGAGCAGGACUUCAUCAGUAAGUCUGAGCGGAAUCAUCUGUGGAAGACGGAUGUGUAUCUGAAUCCGUGCCGUCCUCAGGGGGGGACGUGGAAGUUCGAUCGUGCGGGAUGGGCUCCGGGGGAUAAGGUGGAAGCUUGGAAAGUGGAUGUGCAAUCCGAGUUCAUGUUCGGCGAGACGAUUACGAUUGAGUACGAUCUCGACGAGUACCUCAACGAGGGGCGAGGCGAGACCUGGGGGUACGUCGCGCGCUCCGCGUACAAGCUGCUGGAGAUUCAGCAGCGGCGAAAGCUCAUCCGCAAGGGGGAUCGCGUGCUCGAUCUGGGGUGCGCGCCGGGAUCGUGGAUGCAGGUCGCGGAGAAGCUUGUGGGUCCGGAUGGAUUGGUGGUGGGGAUUGAUCUGCAAAGAGUCUCAACGCCGUUUGGUGAGAACGUGCGGAUCGUGCAGGGUGACUUUACGAAGGUGGACAUCGCGGAGCUGCUGCCUCCCAAGGUGAUGCAGCAGAAGAAGGUGUUUGAUAAACCUGAUAAUGAGCAGCCGGAACCUGAGCUGGUGCAGCCGUUGUUCGAUGUGGUGAUGUCGGACAUGGCGCCCUCGACGACAGGGCACGGCGACCACUUCUUCUCUGAGCGUUUGUGUCAGGUGAUCGUGGACGAGCUCCCGAACCUGCUCAAGAAGAACGGCAACUGCACGAUGAAGGUGCUUGAGGGCGAGACGUUCCCCGAUCUCCUGAAUCGCGUGAAAAAAGCGUUCCGCACGGCGGGGGCGAUCAAACCCGACGCGUGCCGAGACGUGUCGCGGACCGAAGGGGCUGCAAGCGCCGCCGGGUUGGGGCGAGUGAGUUUUUUAGCGCCCAUCGCGGGACUGAUCGCGGGCGGGAUCGGCUCGACGCUCGUGGUCCUGUUCUGGAUGCUCAAGCUCCGCAGACGUCCGGUGCGUGUGUCCUCGACGCUGCUGUGGAAGAAAUCGGUGCGUGAUCUUGAAGGGAACAUCCCCUGGCAGCGCGUGCGUCCCUCGUUCUUGCUGUUUCUGCAGCUGCUUGCGGUGCUGCUGCUGUCUCUUGCGAUCGCGCGUCCUGUGCGCGAUGCGGGGUUGGUGGUGAGCAGCGAGGUGAUUGUUGUGAUAGAUGCGGGUGCUUCGAUGGGGGCGAUCGGGGAUCUGGAUGGUUCGACGCGUCUGGACAUCGCGAAGCGUGAUGCGAGUGGACUUGUUCGACAGCUUGGGGGCCGAUCAUCAUCUACGCGAUUUCGAGUGGUGAGAGCCGGAUCGCAAGCUCGGCUCGUGAGCGGACGCGCUGGGACCUGGCGACAAGCGAUCGCGGCGAUCAACAGCAUCGAACAGUCCGAAGCGCCGUCUAAUCUUGUCAGCGCGAUGGAGCUGGUCGAUUCGAUGCAGUCUGACGACAUCAGCCAUGAAGAUACUUCAACUGAGAGCGCCUCAGUGUAUGUGUUCAGCGAUGACCAAGAGAUUGCUUGGGCGGGUGCGGAGCUUCGUGUUCCGAUUUCAGACAAUCCUGAAACGCUCGGGAAUCUCGGAUUGGUGGUGCUCUCGGCGCAGCGGGAUCAAGCGGAUCCCGAUAUCUGUCGAGUGUUCGUGACGAUCGCCGGGAUGAUUGGUGUGAAGACUGGGGUGGUCGUGCAGGCGCGUGAUGGGGAAGCCGUGCUCGCGAGUCGGGCGAUGGAGCUUGUUCCGGAUGAGUGGGGAGUCGCGGAGUCCACGGCGACGCUCGUGUUUGACCUCGAUCGAGCAUCGAUGAUUGAGGUGGGGUUUGCACGCAACGACGCGCUGUCGAGUGAUCAGAUCGGAUGGGUGUCGCUCCCUGAUCCAUCCCCGAUCGUGACGACGGUGAUCGCUCCUGAUGGGAUCGCGGAUCCGCUGCUGGUUGAUGUGCUUGGUGCGUCGACUGGUGGUCGAGUGGAUGUCGUCGCGUCUGGGGACUCGGUGUCUGGAAUGACUGGGUUGAUGGUGUAUGACCGGAUCGAACGGGACGCGUUGGUGCAGAUUUCUUCGAUCGCGUUUGUUCAAUCCGAGGAGCAGCGAGCAACUCUUGAUCGUGUGCUGAGCUGGGAGCGUGGGCAUCCGGCGAUGCGUGAUGUGGAUCUUGGUUCGCUCAGAUAUAUCGGAGUUGAUGGACUCGAAGGGGAUGUGCUCGCGACGGGAACUCGCGGGGCGCUGAUCACGGAAUCUGCCGAUCGUGGUGUCCGUCAUCUGCAGAUCGGGUUCGCGCUCGAGGAUUCGAACUGGGGCGUGCAGAUCUCGAUGCCAAUGUUCAUGUCCAACACGAUUGCGUAUUUGCUUCCUGGAACGAGCGGCUCAGGUGGGGGUGACGGAAGUCGAUGGUGA
Symbiodinium sp. CCMP2592 is the source of this 3999-nucleotide messenger RNA. The record is from the annotation of a GenBank genome assembly. Lineage: Eukaryota; Dinophyceae; Suessiales; Symbiodiniaceae.